This is a messenger RNA of Psilocybe cubensis, 2532 nucleotides long. RefSeq lists its product as uncharacterized. NCBI's taxonomy places the organism in Eukaryota, Fungi, Basidiomycota, Agaricomycetes, Agaricales, Agrocybaceae. Gene Ontology annotation, molecular function: single-stranded DNA binding; ATP binding; single-stranded DNA helicase activity. The record is from RefSeq and is a predicted model, not a curated record. Gene Ontology annotation, cellular component: MCM complex; nucleus. The coding region runs from base 1 to 2532 and encodes 843 amino acids. The transcript has 5 exons. Gene Ontology annotation, biological process: double-strand break repair via break-induced replication; DNA strand elongation involved in DNA replication; mitotic DNA replication initiation.
AUGUCUUUAUUGGACAACGCCGUCCCCCAGGAUGAGCAGCUUCGCGACAGAGCGCGUAUUUUCGAAAAAUUCCUCGAGUCUGACUCUGUUUUGUAUAACUACAAAGACGAAAUCCACCGACUACUUCGCCUUGACCAAACGCGUCUCCUCGUGAACAUCGACGACCUUCGCGACUUUGACCGUGAUUCGGCAAAUGGCCUCUUGAAAAACCCUGCAGAUUAUCUUCCAGCCUUCGAAUCUGCUCUUACACAGGUCAUUCAACAUGUUUACGACCCAGAAAAACACGAUAUCGCGUCAAAGACUUAUCAUGUUGGCUUCACUGGUUCUUUCGGGGACCAUCACGUCAGUCCACGUACCCUUCACGCCGCUCAUCUAGGAAAGAUGAUUUCACUGGAAGGAAUCAUCACUCGUUGUUCUCUUGUACGCCCCAAGAUGCUCAAAUCUGUACACUAUUGUCCAGAGACCAGCAUAUUCUACUCGCGCGAAUAUCGCGAUGCCACGUCUUCCUCUUCUAAUCUACCACCCACAACAUCGCUUCUACCGCAGACGGAUGAUGAUGGACAUCCCUUACAAACAGAAUACGGCUUUUGCCAUUUCCAAGAUCAUCAGAGAAUUAGCAUUCAAGAAAUGCCGGAACGCGCUCCCGCUGGUCAACUACCACGAAGCACGGACAUCAUUUUGGACGAUGACUUGGUCGAUAAAUGUAAACCCGGAGAUCGUAUUCAGCUUGUUGGAGUAUAUCGUAGCGUUGGAGGUGGUUCGAGCGGUGCUUUCAAGUCCUUAAUAUUAGCAAACAACAUCAACCUGUUGUCUUCCAAAAUUGGAGGUGGCAUAGCGCAAACUCCUCUCACAGACACAGACAUUCGUAACAUUAAUCAACUUGCAAAGCGAAAAGACAUUUUCAACCUACUCUCCGAAUCUUUAGCUCCUUCGAUCUUUGGCCAUGAACAUAUCAAACGUGCGAUUUUACUUCUUCUUCUUGGAGGAGCAGAGAAGAAUUUGCCUAAUGGUACGCACAUCCGUGGCGACAUCAAUCUUCUCAUGGUCGGUGAUCCCUCCACUGCGAAAUCACAACUCCUUCGUUUUGUCCUCGGGACUGCCCCUCUGGCUAUUGCGACCACAGGUCGUGGAAGCUCGGGUGUUGGUCUGACGGCUGCCGUCACAAGCGAUAAAGAGACAGGAGAACGUCGAUUGGAAGCGGGGGCCAUGGUCUUGGCCGAUCGAGGUGUCGUUUGUAUCGAUGAAUUCGACAAGAUGUCGGACGUCGAUCGUGUUGCCAUUCACGAAGUUAUGGAACAGCAGACAGUUACCAUUGCGAAAGCUGGGAUUCAUACCAGUUUAAAUGCUCGCUGUAGUGUCGUUGCGGCGGCAAAUCCAAUUUACGGCCAGUACGACAUUCACAAAGAUCCUCACAAGAAUAUUGCUUUACCAGACUCCCUUUUGUCCCGUUUUGAUCUCCUCUUCAUUGUCACAGACGACGUGGAAGAAAAGCGCGAUAGAACUAUUGCGGACCAUGUUCUUCGGAUGCAUCGAUACCUAGCUCCUGGCCUAGAAGAAGGUACACCUAUUCAUGAUAACCUUUCUCAGCCAUUAUCGGUCGAAGGCCCAGGGUCUAAUCUCGACGCCGAGGCCGUUGAAACCAGUCCCUUCGAGAAAUAUGAUCCUCUUUUACACAUGGGUAUGCAGCAGUCGGGACGACAGACUCGGCAAAACAAGCCCAAGAAGAUGGAGGUCUUGAGCAUUGCCUUCGUUAAGAAGUAUAUUCAAUACGCGAAGAGUAGAACUGCUCCUGUGUUGACUAAAGGUGCGGCUGAUUACAUCGUGGAGGUUUAUGCGAACUUGCGGAAUGAAGGAAUGGAAGGGAAUAAGAAAAAGACUUCACCGUUGACUGCCCGUACACUCGAGACCCUCAUUCGUCUUUCAACUGCGCAUGCCAAAGCACGCCUCUCUGCCAAGGUUGAACAACGGGAUGCCAAACAAGCUGAAGAGAUCAUGCGAUUUGCCCUGUUCAGAGAAGUGCCCAAGAGACAACGCAGGAAGAAGCGAAAGCUUAAUAAUGGUGCCGCUGCGCUCAAAGGGUCUGCUGAUGGAAGCGACGACGGAGAAACGGAUGAGAGUGAAGACGAGGAAGAGCCCGUAUCCGCGGAACGAAUGACCAGUCCUACUACCCCUCGAUCGAGAUCCGCCGCGCCGCCCACAGCGCAACCUCCAGAUGACCCUAUCUGGGGAGACGAUAGCCAGGAUGUGUCAAUGGCUGUAGACCAUACUGUUCCUGCCAUGCCCUCUGCGCCGGCAGGUGAUGGCACUAUCCGUCCUGAAAGAUUGCAAAUGUUCCGUGCACGCGUCUCCAAGAUCUUUGCUACGCGAUUGCAAGACGAGGAAACCGUUUUCUUGAAAGAUCUUCUCGAAAUGGUCAACGAAGGUAUACCCACGGAGUCUCUGUACGGCACGGCAGAGGCUACGCAAAUUUGUGAACUUAUGGGAGAGCAAGAUGAGUUGAUGAUAAGCGAGGGUAUUGUGUACAAAGUUUAA